Gambusia affinis (western mosquitofish) is the source of this 974-nucleotide messenger RNA. RefSeq names its product GINS complex subunit 3 (gene gins3). Lineage: Eukaryota; Metazoa; Chordata; Actinopteri; Cyprinodontiformes; Poeciliidae. Gene Ontology annotation, biological process: mitotic DNA replication initiation. The coding region runs from base 131 to 766 and encodes 211 amino acids. The record is from RefSeq and is a predicted model, not a curated record. The transcript has 3 exons. Gene Ontology annotation, cellular component: GINS complex.
UGCAGCGUUGUGAUUGGUUCCUUUGUUCCGGCGCCAAAAACCAGGAAGUGUGGUGGAAGCGCUGUAAGACGGGAGAAUUUCAUUGCUUUUAUUCCGUUACUUGUCUAACUUUGGUCUUACAUUUACUCACAUGGACACACCAUCUUAUUUUCCCGUACCUCCCGGUGUGGGGAUGGAGGACAAUUUUUUGUCUCUCGACGACAUUUUGCUCUCGCAAGAGAGGCUGCCUGUAAGGACGGAGUGCGUUUUCCCCCGACUUGGAUUUCUGGAGAAGUCUAGUGAUUCGCAGGACAUCCCAGAGGGCACAAAGAUGGAGCUUCCUCUGUGGCUCUGUAAGGGUCUAUAUGAGAAGAAGAGGAAGGUGUUGUCUGUGGAGCUUCCUAAAAUCUACAAAGAGGGCUGGAGGACCGUGUUCACAGCGGACCCCAACGUGGUGGACUUGCAUAAGAUGGGUCCCUACUACUACGGCUUGGGCUCCCAGAUGCUGCAUUUUGACAGUCCAGAAAAUCCAGACAUCGCAAAGACGUUGUUACAGACGUUCAUCGGCCGCUUUAGGCGAACAAUGGACUCCUCCCAGAAUGCCUACAAUGAAGACACGUCUGCGCUGGUGGGGCGACUGGACUGCUUGGAGAAGGUUCUGUUCAGGUCCGGUCAGAACGGCCUGAACGGCUUCCAGGGCUGGGAGAAGGGCCAGGCCGCACAGCUCACUGCCUCCAGCCUGGUUCUGAACUACCGCAAGAGGAAGCUCGUCGACGUUCAGUCCUGAACUCGGCCCGCUCGUAUCGGGUCAACAGACUGUCAGGAGCAGAUUUAUUCAGGAUGACAACGUCCUCCUCCAGACCUGACCCAAAGAGACUAGAGGGACAAGAACCCUGGCUGAAAUGUAGACAUGUUUAAUUGAUAAUUGAUCAGCAAGAUUUUUAGUGUAUAAAAAUUGUUUUUAUGUAUGAGAAGUAAAGGUUUUACAGUUUUAA